Messenger RNA from Brassica rapa (field mustard), 5175 nucleotides. Its product is annotated as bifunctional dethiobiotin synthetase/7,8-diamino-pelargonic acid aminotransferase, mitochondrial. The record is from RefSeq and is a predicted model, not a curated record. Gene Ontology annotation, biological process: biotin biosynthetic process. Gene Ontology annotation, molecular function: S-adenosyl-L-methionine:8-amino-7-oxononanoate transaminase activity; dethiobiotin synthase activity; pyridoxal phosphate binding. NCBI's taxonomy places the organism in Eukaryota, Viridiplantae, Streptophyta, Magnoliopsida, Brassicales, Brassicaceae. Gene Ontology annotation, cellular component: mitochondrion.
AUGGCCAGGUACAGACACCUGGUCUUUCAUAUACUCGAGUUCCUUCAAAAGCAUCAGCUUUACCCUGAUGAGCAGAUCCUCAAGUUCAAGAUCGAGCUUCUGAACAAGACCAACAAAAGUCUCCACCACACAGAAGACGCUCCCCAAGAUAUAAUAAUAUAUGGAGGAAGGGCUGCACCGCUCGUGACGUUCCUUUUGAACCCUAAUGUUGUCCAGGAGCUAAGAGGUGAUAAGCAAUACAAUCUCCAGAUGCUGAAAGAACGUUACCAGGUUGUGAUUUUAUUGGUCCAGACCAGAUUGAAUGUGGGAAUUACUCAGCAUAAACUUGUGCCUGAAGAAACUGUGACGGUUAUUGACUCCCGCUGUGGUGAAAAAAUUUCAGUUUACAAGGGUUCUGGUAACGAUUCUAUUACCCAGCAGUUUGAUGCUUGUGCUAGCUGGUGGACACAGGGGCCAGAUCCUGCUUUCCAGGCUGAGCUAGCUAGAGAAAUGGCUUACACUGCUGCUAGGUUCGGGCAUGUUAUGUUCCCUGAGAAUGUAUAUGAACCUGCCUUGAAAUGUGCUGAGCUCUUGAUAGAUGGAGUGGGAAAAGGCUGGGCUUCUCGAGUGUACUUCUCAGAUAAUGGAUCCACAGCUAUCAAAAUUGCCCUGAAGAUGGCGUUUCGUAAGUUUUGUGUUGAUCAUGAGACCCUAUUGGAAUUUUCUGAGGGUAGAGAUGAGAAAAAACAUAUUGUGGUUAAGGUCCUAGCUCUUAGGGGGUCUUACCAUGGGGAUACUUUAGGAGCAAUGGAAGCACAAGCACCAUCACCUUACACAGGCUUCCUCCAGCAGCCGUGGUAUACUGGAAAAGGUCUGUUUCUGGAUCCUCCUACUGGUAUCCUCUUCAAUGGAGCUUGGAAUCUCUCUCUCCCUGAAUUUUUUGCUGAAAUAGCCCCAGAAGAAUAUGGAACCUUCAGCACUCGUGAUGAGAUUUUCGACAAGAGUAGAGACACAUCAACUCUUGCAACAACCUAUUUGGCCUAUGUAUCAAAACAGCUACAAGAGUAUUCUGGAAAUACACAAUCCGCCCAUGUUGGAGCACUGAUAAUAGAACCAGUGAUCCAUGGUGCUGGGGGAAUGCACAUGGUUGAUCCUCUCUUCCAACGAGUUCUGGUCAACGAGUGCAGGAACAGAAAAAUUCCAGUAAUUUUCGAUGAAGUGUUCACAGGUUUCUGGCGUCUUGGAGUAGAGACUCCUGUCGAACUUCUCGGUUGCAAACCGGACAUAGCUUGCUACGCCAAACUGAUGACUGGUGGAAUGAUUCCUUUGGCUGUAACUCUUGCCACAGAUGCUUUGUUUGAUUCAUUUUCUGGAGAUCCAAAGCUUCAAGCACUGCUUCAUGGUCACUCAUACUCAGCUCAUGCUAUGGGAUGCGCAACAGCCGCCAAAGCCAUCGAAUUGUUCAAAGAUCCAGAGACUAACCAUAACAUCAUCCCACAAGGAGGAAUCUUAAGAGAGCUGUGGGAUGAAGAACUGGUGCAGCAAAUAUCAUGUCACAGUGCGGUUCAAAAGGUGGUUGUAAUAGGAACCCUUUUCGCUCUAGAACUUAAAGUAGAUGCUUCCAACUCCAGGUAUGCUUCGUUGUACGCAAAGUCUCUUUUACAGAUGCUCAGGGAAGAUGGAAUCUUCAUGCGGCCUCUAGGAAACGUCGUGUACCUCAUGUGUGGCCCUUGCACGUCUCCUGAAAUUUGCCGGGAGUUGCUGUCUAAGCUCUACAUAAGGUUUGGAGAAUUUAAUAGGGCAUAGUACUCCACAUUGUUUUUAAUAUUGUAUUUAAUUAGAAAACAGUUUAUCCAUAAUUGUGUUCCAAUAUACAGAAGUCCAAAGCCACAUAAGACUUAUUUACUAUAAUGUUAUCAAAAUUAUAUUAGAACAAAUUUACAAAAACAACAUAUAUACAUUCUAAGAAGAGUUUUUUUCUUGUUUACCCUAGAGAACGUGGGUUCACCAGCUAAUUAUCUGUCAUAUCAUAUAUAUAUAUAUUUUUUAGAAAAAGCAAAAUCACAAAAAUUUGCUAAGUUAUAUUCUGUUUUUAAAACUAAAAGAAAAGUAAAAAUAAAUUAAAAAAAUAGUACUAGCUGCAAAAAAUGAGUUUUUUAAAAACAUUAUUAACGCUGUCAGUAAAAUUACACUAAGUCCUAAAGUCUAACCAUUAAACCCUAAACCUUUUGGUAAAUCCUAAACUCUAAAUCGUAAAAACUAAACAAUAAAUCCUAAAUACUAAAUCCUAAACGCCGUGAGCAAAACUCUAAAUCAUAGCCCUAGGGUUUAGGAUUUACCCUAUAGUUUAGGAUUUACCAAAGAGUUUAGAGUUUACCCAAUGGCUUAGGGUUUACCCAAUGAUUUAGGGUUUAUCCAAGGGUUUAGGAUUUACCCAAAAAUUUAAGGUUUAGUUUUUAGAGUUUAAUGUUUAGGAUUUAGGAUUUAUUGUUUUGUGUUAUAAAAAAUUUGUACUAUUUUUUUUUUUUUAACAUAAUAUAAUUUGACAAUUUAUUAUUAUUUUGUUUCUUUUUUUUCAACUACUGAAUAUGAGCUCGCGGAUUUUUAUUGGUCGGUGAAUAAAUAAUUUUUCUAAGAAAUAUCAAAGUACGGAUCAAUAAUUUUUCUAGAUUUAAAUUAUUGGUCACUAAUAAUAGUAUUAUUACGUCACUUCCAAUCAAUAUUAAUAUUAUUUUAUAAUUUAAUAUUUUUACUAUUUAAUAAUGCAUAGACAAAUUUUAAACGGUUUCAGUUUUAAAACAAUUAUCAAUCAUCAAUUUUAUAAAAUUUACGUAAAACAAUAAUAAUAAAUACAGGUGCAUUAUUGAACAAAAUUGUUUGUUCUGAUGUGUUUACUUAUAUGAAAUUUUAAUCCCUAAAAUGUUUCAAAUCUUAUACAAAAGUAAAGUUUGCCAAACAUAAUAAAAGAAAAGUAAUUCAAACUAUCUUCCUAAUUUUACUGUGAUAGUCAGGUUACUCUUUUUCAUUUCAUGUAAUAGAAACUUAUUUGAGAUUAAUAUAAAUAAAAUUUUAAAACGAUAAAUAAAAUUUUAAAACUAAAUUUUCCCAUUUAUACAAAAUAUUUACAAUGAAAGUAAAAAUAGUAAGUUGCAAUUGAUUAAAUAAACACAAUUAAUUUAAAAUUAAGAUGAUAAUUUACAUGUGAAAAAAAUAUGAAAAAAAAUUAAAAAUAUAUUAUCCGCGCGUAGCGCGGAAAAACAAUCUAGUCUGUGUAAUUACUGUAAAAUUUAACAUUUUACCACAAGAAUAUUUUUUAUUUUAGUUUAACUGUUGCUCACUCCUUUUCUUAAACUUUUUGGGUUUGCUUAAUUGAUAUCUUGCUUUAUUUAUCUCUUACCUUCCAUCAAUCAUGUGAGCGUUUGGCUCACAAUCUUUUGAAUGUUUAUGACAUUAUGGUGACCAAUUAAGGCAUUAUCUUCGGGUAUGCUUAGAUUUGCUACGGCCAAUAGCAUUAUAUUUGCUACGGUUUUGGUGGGAAACAUAAUUUUACAGUUUUGGAAAAACUCCAUAAAUGUAUCGUUUGAUGGAAAUCAUAAUUUUGCUUAUGAUGAAAAAGAUCGUUUUAUGGUUUUGCCUGAAAAUGUAAUUUUAUGGUACUGGAAUAUAUAAUUUCACAAUUUCUGACGAAAAGCAUAAAUAUACCGUCUAACUAUGAAUACUAUUGCGAUUUCAUAGCUAUGCCCAUCUGGAUAUGAUCUCUCUUGAGGUUGGAUAUUUUUUGAAUCAUAGUCCAUUAUUGAUAACCCCCAAAAAUAAUGGUCCGUGUGGAUAGUCUAAAAUGGGCUGGACGGACUAAUUGACACCAUUAGUUCGAUAAGCUUGAAUCGUUUGUUCCUUGUCUGUGUUGAAGCGAAUAAGACAUAAAAUUUUGUGAUUACUUGGAUAACAUUAAUUUGGUUGCAGAGACGUUUUUGUUGAUUUGUCUAUUGUGGUUUGUUAGGUUUAUUGGUUAUUUGAUUGACAUAUAUGAAUUUUCAGGCAUGCAUGAUGUCAUUUUGUUUGCAUCUUUGUUGUAUUGAUCGUGUGUAAUUGACAUAUAUCUGCGGAUUUCACUUAAAAUUGUCACCUUUUUUCAAGUAGAAAUAGUCUGAAGAAUACAUUCAUCUGGCUCAUUUAGUUUAAAGUUUCCAAAAUGUCAUAUGGAAAAUUUCAAGAUAUGGUUCUCAUCAUAUAGGUCGGUUGUUUAUUUGAUUUGCAUAAAUGCAGUGUUUUGAAACAUGUACCAGACCCACGGUCGAACCGGUAAAUCUGGUGACACGGCAUGUAAUCAGGUUUGGGUUUAAGGAAAAACCCAUGAUAUAAAACUCGUUAAAAUCCACAAAAAACUGUUACAACCGGAAUUUGGCUACCGACUGAACUACUGGUUGAACCAAUACGAUUUAAUUAUUUUUUCUUGGAUUUUUUGGUUACAUUAUUAGAAUAUGUUUUCUAUUCUAAUUAAGAAGUUUUUUUUUCAAACUAAUUAAGAAGUUAAGUUUUUAGUUUCUUUCAAAAAUAAAAGAUCGUAUGAUCAUGUGGAUUAUGAAUCUAUUAACAAAACUAGUUAGUGUAAUUUGGCAUUAGCUUAUUUUUGUUAUCAAAAAUUUAUUACAAUUUAUAUUUUACUUUUGGUUUAUUUUGGAUUUAAAAUUUAAUUUAAUUAUUCACACUAGACAUUUAAAUACUUAAAAUUUUUAAGUCUUGAUAUAUUUUUUAUUAUUUGUCAUAACUCUUAACUUGUUACAAAAUUGUUAAAUAGUCUAUUUUUAUAUAUUUUGUUGUGAAAUGAAAAUAAAAAAAAAUUUAAAUAAUUUUCCAAAUGGUUUUUAACACAUAAAACAUUUUUUAAAUUUUUCAGUAGCUAAUAUAUUAUUAUAUAACAAAAUUAUUUAAUUUACUAACUUGUAGUUCACCUGCGGUCAAUCGAAUAAUCCGGUGAUUUUGUAAGUUGUUUGGGUCGGGUUUCAAAACAUUGAUAAAAUGAUCGGAUAAAUGUGAGAAUAUCAUCAACUGUGUAUAGUGAUGGCUCUCAGAAACGGUAAAAUAUUGUUUUUUGAAAAAUAACUAAACCGCUAGAAGAUUAACACAUGAAAACAAAUAUCUCGUGAAGAGAUUUAAAAAAAAAUAUUAUUUCAUCUUUUUUCUUUUUACUUUUUU